CUUUUUCAUCGUAGAAUUAAGAGUGACAAAAUAAUCCUUUUCGUUUUUCUAUUUAAAAUAUAUUUGUUAAAAUAUCAAACUGUCCCGUGUUUUAAUUAUAAUGAACUCAGACAAUACAAGAACAUCAGAGAAAAUAUCGGCAGCAGAUAAAAUCGAUACUCCACUGUACAAGAAGAAAACGUUUGAUUUCACGGAUUACGCCUACCGCGAGGCGGUAAAUCGCUUAAAGUUCCUACUGACUGAAGCAUAUGAGCCUACCAAAGCAGCCACAUCGUAUUACUAUCGCGGAUUGGACGAUGCUAAAUCAGAGGUGUCCGACAAUCAGUCCGUCGCAGAGCGACCAUCUAUCACCGAGGUAUCCAAAUAUUUUAACCCUUCGGGACUGACGCGUAGUGCAUCCAUCGGGACCGGCAAUCGAAGGUUUAGCUAUCUGAAUACUGGAGGUGGAUUAUUGAAGCCAGUGACAUCGAUCACUAGUUUACAGCCCGCAUCAGUUUGCAGUAUACCACAAAGCCAAGAAGUUACUCAGCCACCUCCGGAAUUGCUUGGCUUUAUCGAGAAACAAGAAAGUUACAUUGAACAGCUGGAAAAAGAGUCUCAAUACUGCAGGGAGGAACUUGCGACGCUACUGAAGAAAGUCAAAGAUGUAGUUUCAGAAAACGAGGCCCUGACUGACCGAGUCCGGUCUAAGGCUAUCUACCAGCUGGAUUCCUCGGAAAGUGAAGACCUAGACUUGGAACGAACACGGGACAAAGGACGACUAUCUGGACCGAAUAUUGUGUUUGAGUCGCGCAUCAGUGAGUUGGAAGCACAGUUGGCACAAUCGCAGAUCGACUUGAAAAAAUUGUUCAACGAAAACGAGGAAAACAAACGCAAGUUGGUACACGGAUCAAGCGAUUCCAGCUGUGCGGAUAUAUAUCGAAAGCAGGUGGAAAACUUGCAGAGAGACAAGCAAACUUUGGAAGAAACAGUGCGUAAAUUGCAAUUGUCGAUCGAUCAGCUGAAAGAUUCAGAAGCCAACAACUUUAACAAAUCGCAGAGAAGUCGUGAUAUGAUUGAGCAUGUCGCUUUUGAGCGUAACCAGGCUGAGAUUGAAAUUCGACGAUUAAAGGAUGAGCUCGAGCGGCAGCAUGAGCGCGUACGUGAAAUACAACAUGAAAUGACCAAGCGAAUCGCAGAGGAGCGCUCAAAUGCUGAGAGACGCUACACGUUCCAGGUGGAUCAAUUGGGAGGAGAUUUGAGCAGCCAAUGGGAACAAGCGACGAAACUUCAACUAGAGGUAGAGCGCAUGAAACGAAUUGAGUCCGACUAUAAGCGAGAAAUCAAUCAAAAGAACUCACAACUUGACGAGCUUAAGCUAGAGUUGAAGAAUAAAAUGGCAAUUUUUAUGUCCGAUCUGAAUCAAGCUAGUGCGGAAAAACAGUCAUUGGAGCAGGAGAUUACUUCAUUAAGAUUACAAUUAGAAAGAACCGAACGUCAAACUAAAGUCGAAGUUUCGCGCCUAAACGCAGAAAUCACUUCUUUACGCCAGCGCUUGGAUCGUGCCGAUUCUGAUAUGUUGCAUUGUAAGCGCGAAAAUCUUAAGCUGGCGGAUGAAGUUGCAUCUCUGGAGAAAGAGCUAACGUUAGGGGAGCUGAACAAGGAAACGAGACCUUCUAAAGAAUUAGCUAAGAUCAUCUCGGAUAUGGAAGCCAAACAUGCUGCCACGGUGUCAGAGCUCGAGGGCAUGGUUCAAGAUCAAAAACAGCUCAUGGAAAAACUAACUACCGAAUGCAAAGGCUUGACGCAUAAGUUAGAGGACACGACACUGAAACAUAAAGAAGAGAAAAAAGAGCUAAGGCAUACCAAUAAUGAACUUAUGGAACGCCUGAAGCAAGUAUGGAAAAACUACAAAGAAAUUAGUCCAGCUUACAAAAACCAGCUUAUGAAAUGCACUGAACCGCUUGAAUCUGAUUCUAAAAACUCAUCUGCAUCCAAUUGCAAUCCAAAGGUUCCAAAACAGCUGGGUCUAGACCAGGUAGUACGGCGUCCCACUACCCUCCAAAUCGACCAGUGCAAUCGGUCCCGCAGCCACAAUCUCAAACAGGCAAAAUAUCACGGCCAGAAUCAAGAACAUCCGACCGACAGUAUAACAACGGACGACAGCAACCCUACAGCGAGCUGUCCCGAACCAGCUCUGUUAAUGACUACACUGAGCCAAGAAGAAAUAGAUAUGGUGACGAGAAACGAAGCGAGUCACGAAUGUCACGUUCCUCCAUCCCCAAUGAAGAUGCAACAGGUAAGAUACCUGCCAAGGAGUCGGAGUCUGGACGUUCUGAUGUCGAACGAUCGUCGAGAGCCAGCGACAGUACAGCAGCUAAACCAGACAGCACCGGCAGCGCCGGUAGGGUCUCACGAGAAUCCAAUGCCAGCGGUGAUCGCGCGUCAAAACAAUCUAUGCGACAACAACCUUCUACAUACAGCGAAACAGCCCAACCUGAUCAAUACGUUUCAGAACAUACAAAGCCCGUGGAACAGUAUCAAACCAGUCCAACCAACCAAUAUACGUCGCAAUCCGGGGAACUUGAACAACCUUAUCAGCCACCAUCAGAACAGUACCAGGCAUCCGGUGAUAUCUACGGCGAAAGCACCGGAUACGACGCAUCACAGUAUGACCCCUCACAGCAAUAUGAUCAGAAUCAAUACGAGGGCUACGGAGAACAGCAGUACAUGCCAGAGUCGUAUGACCAACAAGCAUACCAGCAGCAGCAAUAUUCAAGCUAUCAACAACCAUAUGAAACACAGCAGUAUGCCCCUGAGCAAGUACAUGAUGAACCAAGUUACCCAACCGGAAAUGCUGAGUCCCCAACACAACAAACAUCCUCUGCACCAACUGUCACCCCAGCCACAGCGGAGCCAGCCGAAAGCAACCGAAAUGUGGGAUAUUCGCGUUCACGAGGAUCUACAGGGCCAUCCCCCAAUCAACAAUACGGUGUGGGAGCAAGGAAUAAGCAGCUUGGACAGAAUAAACAAUCAGCCAAUAAGUAAUAGCUUUUGUUGUAAUAGUCUACCGCGACAGGUACCACAGAGUUGCCACUUUACCCCGAUAGAGUGCUAUCCAAGCCUCAGCAUUAGUAGCCCUAGUUUGUUUGGUACAAGCCCCGAUUCCAGCCUCACGCCAUCACCAACGUCGACUAUACUCCAAAACUAUAAUGCGACUAGUCCUAACCCACAGUAAAACGUUGGGUUGAAGGUUCUGAUAUAUUUGUGUAACUCUAUAAAUUGUUCGAUGUUUUUGGCGAAAAUAAACAGGGUGUGUUAACUAGUAAUGAACAA
Messenger RNA from Wyeomyia smithii (pitcher-plant mosquito), 3315 nucleotides. RefSeq names its product golgin subfamily A member 4. Bases 101 to 3217 code for a protein of 1038 amino acids. The transcript is spliced from 11 exons. Lineage: Eukaryota; Metazoa; Arthropoda; Insecta; Diptera; Culicidae. Gene Ontology annotation, biological process: tube formation; neuron migration; centrosome cycle. The record is from RefSeq and is a predicted model, not a curated record. Gene Ontology annotation, cellular component: centrosome; centriole.